AUGGUACCUGAAGAAGCCGCCGGGAUCGAGUCCGGCAGCAGCCGCCCCGGCCACCGUGCGGCGUCCUCCGUCACGCUGAAGCACGUCUACUUGAUCGCCAAGGUGAAGCAGUCGGAUCCUUACUGCCAGCACAUGUCGCUCGAGUCCAUUUGUAUGUCCGCAUCGGUACGGCCAACACCAUGGGGAUUAAGGUCGUCAAGGAAUUGA
Messenger RNA from Linum tenue, 207 nucleotides. NCBI's taxonomy places the organism in Eukaryota, Viridiplantae, Streptophyta, Magnoliopsida, Malpighiales, Linaceae. The record is from the annotation of a GenBank genome assembly.